AUGGUAAACGCCCAAGAAUGGUUAGAUAAAAAUUACCCAAAAAAAGAAAAAGCACGAAAGUACUUAUUUGUUAAGGAACAAUUAGAAGGGGAAUUGUAUUUAAAAGAUUUUACUAAUCUGAAGAAAGUAUACAUAUCUUAUUACGUAAAUGAAAAACAAUUUACGAUAAAUUAUGAAGGAAAAAUUGAGUUAAAUUUGAAAAAUAAAAAUCUUGAAGGUGGUUUGGAUUUAAGUGACUUUGUUAAUUUAGAAGAGUUGGAAUGUGAUAAUAAUAAUAGUAAUAAUCUUUCUGAGCAAGACUGUUCAGCUUUUAGUCAAUUCGGUAAUUUAGAGAACUUAAAAAUCGGUAACCAUGAUGAAAAUAAAAUUAAUCAAAAAAUCUAUAAUCGUUUUAUGGGUUCCUUAGAACCUUUCAAGAAUUCAAAUAAAUUGAAACAUUUAAAUAUCAGUAAUACAGAUAUUGCUAGUGGUGUAGAGCAUUUACCACAAAGCAUCGGAAAGAUUCGCUAUUCAUCCGAAUUAAGACCUACUAGUAAAGUUCAAGAAAUUGAUCGAGAAUUAUCAAGAAAAGCAGAAGAAUUUAAUCGAACCUUACUACCCAAUGAAAUAAGAUUUCCUAAGUAUAAAAAACACGAAGAAGCAGUUUACACUAGUCGACUUUUACCAACUGAAGAAAUAAUUAAGUUAUUACAAAAUUCAAAAGAAAUUAGCGAACAAUUUUAUGAUGUAACUGAAACUCCAGAAAGCUUUAAGAUUGAUCUAGUUAAUUUUAUGGAAGAUAGUUCGCCAAACCUAGCUAAAAAAGAAGCAAAAACAAAACAAAAAUUACUAAGAGAAAUAUUGGUUAGAAACAAUUUAAUCAAGGAAACUUUUUUAAAACAAACUAUUUCUAAUUUAGAAGAGCAGAUGAGACUUUUCAGCCAAGAAAAAAACAUUGGUCAACAAAAUUUAAAAAUUUAUCAAUUACAAGAAAGUUUUGCUAAGUUACAAACCGACUUAGAAAAAUCGUAUCAAUUAUCAACCGAGUUAGACGAAUUAAUGCUUCAACAAGAAAUUUCUCCAAAAAAGAGAGUUUCUCAAAAGAUAAACAUAGACAUUCCAGAUGAGCCAAACGCUCAAGUUAGUGAAUCGGCUCACUUGAUUGAAAAAUCUAAGCGGAAAUUAUCCCUCGCUUUACAAGAAAAAAACACCCAGGGAGAGUCUAAAUUAUUAAAAGAGGAAUCAGAUUGCCAAAUUGAGUUUAUGGAACAUUACAAAUUGAAAGAGGACGAAAGGAGAUUUUUCGCUCAUUUGCCGCCGAACUUUCCGAAAGAAGAAUUUGAUCGAGCCAAAGGAGUUUAUGCUGGAAUUUUGACCGCAAAUUAUCCGGAAAGUGUUGAGAAGUAUCUAACGUCCGGGGAUGAGUGCCAGCCACGAAGAGAGGCCCUAAAUGAGUUAGUUAUUUUUGCCCACUCGUGGUGGCAAACCGACGCAGGAAGAGCCAUUUAUUCGAUGUUUGAUUUAGAAACGA
Racocetra persica is the source of this 1510-nucleotide messenger RNA. The record is from the annotation of a GenBank genome assembly. Lineage: Eukaryota; Fungi; Glomeromycota; Glomeromycetes; Diversisporales; Gigasporaceae.